CAACCGGUACACAAAUCCGGGGAAACAUCCGGAGAAGACGUUCUGGUCGCUCGAACGUGGAAUAACUGCAGGACUUGUUAACUCACAAGGAUUACUGGACAAUAUUAAAAAAACAAAUAAAAAAAACAUGUCGACGUCGUCCCUUCCCAUCUUAGAUGACGGCGAUCCCCGACUUAAACUGAAGGUGGAAAACAGAAAAAGAAACAUUUUUGUAACACAGUUGGAAGACAACAGACACAGAAAGGAGGAAAAUGUCAACCACCUCCCCGUUGUGACGGAGACUUCCAGCAGAGUUCUUGAGGCUGGAGUGAACACUUUGCAAAAGACCCUGAUUCUGAAGAAACAGUUUGAGUUGGACAAUGUGAACCAGCAACUCGCACGCAAGCAACAAGAGUUUAAGAACCGCAUGGAGGCUCUCGCUCGGAGAAGGUCUGAAUUGGAACUAAAACAACAGGAGACUGCAGAGAUGGCGAUGAAGUUUGAGAAGUUUGUGGCUGAUAAUGAAUUGAAGCGGCGCCGAGCGCUGAGCGAGUAUGAGGCUGCACUCGAGCUGAACAUUUCUAAACAGAGAGAGAUCGAAGAUCUGACGGAUCAGCUGAAACAACUCAGAGCCAGAAAGCGGGUUUUAAAGCGGAGACUGUCAAAAUACAAAAUCUAUGAGGACUACUUGAUCAAAACAGUUGAUCAUUUCCCCAGCACUUACCCUGACAAUGGGUCGGAAUCUUUGGUCAUGCCCAUCAUUCGGCGCCACGAGACCCUGUCCAUCACCCACCGGGACCUGCUGCAGCGCUUGGGGCGCCUGGAGGAGGAGGUGGAGCAGAGCCAGCGACAACUGCUGGCCAUGACGCAGGAGCACAGUAUUAAAACAUUGAUGGCCAAUAAGGAACUGUCUGAACAGCGGACCGAGUUAGAAAACCUCAAAGAGAAGAACAAGCAGGCAGAAGUUAACCUGCUGAUGGAGCAAGGCCUGUCCAGACAGAAGGUUGAAGAAGAGGGUCGCAUGCUUAUGGCGAUCAACAAUCUCGCAGAGCAGUGUUAUAUAUCAGCAUACGGACCUCUGACCAACAUGAGCAUACUGACAAUGAUGGACAUGGUCAAGGAGUACAUCCUGGACAAGGCAGACACGGAGAGGCGAGCAAGGAGACUGAUGGAGUCGGGGUCGGCCGCGAUGAAUAGAACAGCUGCGAAAGACAAAAGAGAGAGGGGGUCAAUGAAGGGCUUCGGCAGUAAAACACAAAUUAAAAGUUCAAGUAAAGUCAGCAGAAAGAGUGAGACAAUGAGUUGAUGUGGAAAGUUAACAACUCACCACAGUGUCACUGCCCGAUGUAAGUUUGUUGUGAGUGUGAGAAUUACUUUUUGACCUUGGAAGCAGUAGUUUGACAAGAAAAACUACAAGCUGGCAAUCAUGUGCACCAGGUCCACUGAUGAAGAACGGGAUGCAUGGAAAUUAAAACUCUGGAAAAUGCAAGUAAGCAAAACUAGUGCCAAGAUCCCUUUGUCACCAUCUGAAAGUGGUUUAAAUAAUGAGUAAUAAGUUAAAGGUUCUCCACAUCAUGCAGAACCAAAUCCUUCCACCUUCUUCAAUUUAUGUUGCGCAUUUGUAAGCUUUGACAUAUUAAACUUUUAGACAUAA
This is a messenger RNA of Gasterosteus aculeatus aculeatus (three-spined stickleback), 1633 nucleotides long. It is a transcript of the gene ccdc197, whose product is annotated as coiled-coil domain containing 197. Lineage: Eukaryota; Metazoa; Chordata; Actinopteri; Perciformes; Gasterosteidae. The record is from RefSeq and is a predicted model, not a curated record.